Molecule: messenger RNA, 607 nt
Organism: Bursaphelenchus xylophilus (pine wood nematode)
Lineage: Eukaryota; Metazoa; Nematoda; Chromadorea; Rhabditida; Aphelenchoididae
Source: the annotation of a GenBank genome assembly
AUGCCAAAUUUGCAUAAUGGAUUCGGCUAUAAAAGCCACAAGAAUACACUUUUUUUUAUCAUUCUUUCCCUCGUUUUUGGUGCGAAUAAACUUUCUCUCUCUUUGACCGGUCGACUACCCAAACCUUUGCCGAUAUCUUCUCGACUCUCGACUGCCAAAUCCUCUUGCCAUUGUUCACUUGUUAUAUGGGGUGCUUGGCCUGACGUGAACAGGAUCUCGAAGUACGGUAAGACAAGCUACUUUUCCUUUUUUUUCGCGUCACCUUUUGGCCAGGGUGUUCGCCCCUUUGUCUUUAGAAUCCCAGUCCCACUAGAGGCCCCGCUUGCGUAGAACAAGCUGUUAUCGUGACUUUAAUCUUGCCCUUCCCCUUACACAUUUCCAUUUUCCCCGAAGUUAAUCGUUUUUCGUAGUGACCUUCUAGUAUUCCACCUAGACUUCCCUUGAUUCACUGUCCAACUUAACUUCCUCUUCUCUCGUAUAUAUCCCCUCAGCAUAUAUAUCCCCUGUAAAAAAACAUAAAAAAAACUUUUCAGCCACCAUUCCGGAAGUGUGGCUAUUCCGGAAAUGUCCCGACGCGAGCCGAUCGGACCGACCUUGGUGUUGCUGA